AUGCCAUUAGGAAUAUUUGGAGGCAGUAGCAAAGAUGGUGGACCGAAGCCUCAACCUUUGACAAGUGAAGAAUCAAUUCUGAAGAAGGAAAAAAAUGUGGGAAGCUCUAGCAAUACACCGAGUGAAAUUAAAGAUACAAAAGGUGGGUUUGCUAUUGUCUAUUUGGUAGUGGACAAGCACAAUCGAAGUUAUGCACUAAAACGGCAAUUAAUUAGAGACGAUCAAAGACAGGUUGAAGCUAGCAGAACAGAGAGCCAAAUUGUUAAAAAUUUGAGUGGUCAUAAGAAUAUAAUUGAAUAUGUUGACCAUCAACUUGUGCUUGGGAAAACAGGAGUAUACGAUUACAUGUUGUUGACUACUUAUUAUCCAGAUAAUGUUCUACAACUAAUGAAUUCUCGAAUUUUAGUCAAUAAAUGGCUUUCUCAUAAUGAAAUUUUGGAUAUUUUUUGUGAUAUUUGUGAAGCAGUUGCUCGGCUUCAUCAUUCAAAGACACCGGUCAUUCAUCGUGAUCUCAAGGUAGAGAAUGUCUUAAUCGAUCGAGGAUCCAGCAAAGAGCGUCCAAUUUAUAUUCUCUGUGAUUUUGGAAGUGCAACAACAAAAGUUUUGAGUAAAGAACACUAUUCUCAUGCAUUUAUGGAAGAAGAAAUCCAACGUUAUACAACUCUUAGUUAUCGUGCCCCUGAAAUGAUUGAUUUAUUUUCGGGAACUUCUAUAGAUACAAAAAGUGAUAUAUGGGCCCUUGGAAUCAUGCUUUACAAAUUAUGUUAUUUUUCUCUACCUUUUGGAGAAUCAGCUUUAGCAAUACAAGGAGGAUUGUUUUCUUUCCCAGAAGUGCCACAAAUACAGGAUGGAAUUAAGGCAAUGAUAAAUCUCAUGCUCACAAUGAGUGCAAAACACAGGCCAAAUAUUUAUCAAAUGUCGUAUUUAGCUUUUUCUGCAGCAGGAAAGAAAUGUCCAGUAUUUAAUGUUGAGAAAUGUGCAAGAAUCGAAUUAAAUGAAGCUAUACAAAUUUUGCACCUUCGUGACAAACUUGGCUCAAAUUAUUCUCGUUUAUUUGAAAAGGCUAUAAAUGAUUUUGAAGCACAGAAGAGACGGCACACAAUGCCUAAUCAACCAGUUUCUAAAGAAGAACAUCAAACAAACAUUCCUUCAACAAGCAACGAAAUAGCCCAUCCAACUCCAUCAAUUUCAUCAAAACUUGCGGAAGGUGUUAUUGUGAACACAACAACAAAAGAAAUUGGUGAGAUGCAUCCAAGGUCUGCCACAACAUCUGUAAAUCCUCGUUUAAGACCAAAACCUAAUCAAGCCUUCUCAACCCCAAAUCAAAAAACAACAAAUUUAACUGAAGUUGAUUCUUUUGUCAACAAAAGUAAACAAAUUAGUGGAAAUAUUAAAGGGGAAUCAUCAACCUCAUCACAAAUGGUUGAACAACAAACUGGAGAUGAAGAAGAUUUAACAUUACAUUUGAGCGCUUUUCAACCCUAUUCUCUAGCACAAGAAGAAAAAAAGAAUAAUAAUUCUUUUAAAAUAACAGAAAAUACUGCAAGAAUAUUUGAAGUAUCAAAUCCUUUUGCACAACAAUGUUCUUCGUCUGAUUUUAAUAAUAUGGAUGAUAAAAUUUUUGGUGAACAUUUUGAUGCUAUUAGAAGAGAUCGUGUUAAUUUUCAAGAGGAGGAUAACUUAAUUUUUGAAACAAACAAAUACUGUGAAAGAAUAUCCAACGAUUUUGUAACAGAAUGUGGCACUUCAUCAAGAAAUAACUUUUCAAAUCUUUCUAAACAAGUUGAUCGGGAUUGGGAAACAAUAGAGAAAAGAAUGGGUGACGAUCCUUUUAUGAAUGCUCCACCUAUAUUACCAAGUCAAUAUUUACAUCGUAAUUAA
This is a messenger RNA of Meloidogyne enterolobii, 1881 nucleotides long. The record is from the annotation of a GenBank genome assembly. NCBI's taxonomy places the organism in Eukaryota, Metazoa, Nematoda, Chromadorea, Rhabditida, Meloidogynidae.